GAGUGAGCUAGCAGAGGAGCGGAGCGCCGGGCGGGUCAAAGCCCUAGCCUUUUUCUCCGGUCAAACCAAAUCGAUCCCCUUUCCCCGCCGCGGAGUUGGCUCCGGCUCCGGCUCCGGCGGCGGUGGCCGGCGGGCGAUGAAUCCCGACCUGUCCAGGUGCGCCAGGCACCCGUCGCAGCCGCCAUUCACGGGCUUCUGCUCCGCCUGCCUCCUCGAGCGCCUCUCCGCCGCCGCGCUCCCGGCCACGCCCCCGGCCCCCUCCCCCUCCCCCCUUCCCACUCCCCCUCCCCCACCUCCACCUCCUCCUCGUCCUCGACCGGCCGAGGAGGGGCGGACCACGCUGCUCCGCCUCUUCCAGCUCCACGACCAGCAGGACCGGCCCCCCGGAGACCAAGAUCCGCAGGCCGACCCGCCGCCGCCGCCGCUGCAGCGGAAGCGCUCCCUCCGCCAGUCCUGCGAGUGGAUCGUCUGCUGCGAGCACGCCCACGACCCCGCCUCCUGGCUCCCCUCCCGCCAGUCCUGGGACGCCAACGACUCCGCAUCCGCCUCAACCGCCGCCGCUCCCAGCACCACCGCCCCUGCCUCGGCCUCCGCGCUCGUCCUCCACUCCGGCUCCAGCUCCAGCAAGGGCUCGCUCAGGCCGUGGUGGGACCGCACCCGCCGGGCGGCCAACCCGGUCACGGGCUUCCUCAGCAGAUCCCUCUCGUCGCACUCAUGGAGGGAGACGGACGCCGGGGCGAGCGCCCGCCCGCAGGGCGGCACCGCGGUCCGGAUCAACGGGGGCAGCCACUCCGUGUCCUCGUCCGCCGGUGGCCUCGACUCGGAGGUGUCGCCGGCGGACUCGCUGCACGCGCAUGUACAUAGCGCCGCCCGCCGACGCCGCGGCGACUCUCUGCUCCGGAGGUUCUACUGGCUCGGCCGCAGCAGCAGCGUCCACUGCCCGUCGCCCCGCCGGAGCCCCGACACCGGGAUGCUGCACUUCCACCACGCCCCCUCCACCACCACCAGGAGCAAGACCCAAGGGAGGCGUCUCAACCUCUUUGCUGCUCACAGCCACAGACAUCAUCAACAACAACAUUAGACCCAAGGGACAGAGAAAUGUUUCUCCUGCUGCAAGCACAAGCACAAUGUGUCCUGCUCCUGCUCCUGCUCCUGGUGUAAAGUCCCUCUUCAAUCAAGUUAACCAAAUGCUGCUCUUCCAUUUUGUCGCAA
This is a messenger RNA of Hordeum vulgare subsp. vulgare (domesticated barley), 1212 nucleotides long. RefSeq names its product TANK-binding kinase 1-binding protein 1-like. The record is from RefSeq and is a predicted model, not a curated record. The coding region runs from base 137 to 1081 and encodes 314 amino acids. NCBI's taxonomy places the organism in Eukaryota, Viridiplantae, Streptophyta, Magnoliopsida, Poales, Poaceae. The transcript has a single exon.